Molecule: messenger RNA, 2665 nt
Organism: Rattus rattus (black rat)
Lineage: Eukaryota; Metazoa; Chordata; Mammalia; Rodentia; Muridae
Gene: Etnppl
Product: ethanolamine-phosphate phospho-lyase
Exons: 13
Coding region: 115-1614 (499 amino acids)
Cellular component (GO): mitochondrion
Molecular function (GO): transaminase activity; pyridoxal phosphate binding; ethanolamine-phosphate phospho-lyase activity
Source: RefSeq, a predicted model, not a curated record
UGCCACCAGUGACCUGUGACGCCCAGGGCAGGAGGUUUCAGGAGGGGAUAAAUCCUUUGCAGUGUCCUAGGCUACAGAGCGAGGCUACAGAGGGAGGAACAUCCAUUGACCACCAUGCGCGAGCUCUAUAGCAAGCAGGACACCCUGGCGCUGCGGGAGAAGCAUAUCGGGCCCUCGUGCAAAAUUUUCUUUGCAGCGGAUCCCAUCAAAAUAAUGCGAGCCCGAGGGCAGUACAUGUUUGAUGAGAAAGGCGAACGGUACUUAGACUGCAUCAACAACGUGGCGCACGUGGGACACUGUCACCCAGAAGUGGUCAAAGCUGCGGCGAAACAGAUGGAAUUACUAAAUACAAAUUCUCGUUUCCUCCACGACAACAUCAUCGAGUUUGCCAAGCGCCUCACAGCCACCCUGCCUCAGAAGCUCUCGGUUUGCUACUUCACAAACUCCGGAUCCGAAGCCAACGACUUAGCCUUACGCCUGGCACGGCAGUUCCGAGGCCACCAGGAUGUGAUCACUCUUGACCAUGCUUACCACGGCCACCUCUCGUCAUUAAUUGAGAUCAGUCCUUAUAAGUUUCAGGAGGGCAAAGAUGUCAAGAAGGAAUCUGUACAUGUGGCACCAGCACCAGAUACGUACAGGGGGAAAUACAGAGAGGACCACGAAGACCCAUCCACCGCAUAUGCAGACGAGGUGAAGAAAAUCAUUGAAGAAGCUCAGAGCAGAGGAAGGAAGAUUGCUGCCUUUAUUGCUGAAUCCAUGCAGAGUUGUGGUGGACAAAUUAUUCCUCCAGCAGGCUACUUCCAGAAAGUGGCUGAACAUGUUCGCCAAGCAGGGGGCGUGUUCAUUGCCGAUGAAGUUCAAGUAGGCUUUGGCAGAGUCGGGAAGCAUUUCUGGAGCUUCCAGAUGUCUGGCGAAGACUUCGUUCCAGACAUCGUCACCAUGGGGAAACCUAUGGGCAACGGCCACCCGAUAUCCUGUGUGGUGACAACCAAAGAAAUUGCAGAAGCUUUCAGCAGCUCGGGCAUGGAAUAUUUCAAUACGUAUGGAGGAAAUCCAGUGUCUUGUGCAGUUGGCUUGGCUGUGCUGGAUGUAAUUGAAAAGGAAAACCUUCAAGGAAAUGCUGUGCGAGUGGGGAAGCAUCUCAUAGAGUUACUGAAGGAACAGAAGGCCAAGCAUCCAUUGAUAGGGGACAUCAGAGGUAUAGGCCUUUUCAUUGGCAUUGAUUUGGUGAAGGACCAUGAGGAAAGGACGCCUGCGACAGCCGAGGCACAGCACGUCAUCUAUGAGAUGAAAGGCAAAGGGAUACUUCUCAGUGCCGAUGGCCCUCACAGGAAUGUGCUGAAAAUAAAACCACCCAUGUGCUUCACAAAAGAAGAUGCAAAGUUCCUGGUGGACCACCUUGAUGACGUUUUAACAGUUCUAGAAGAAGUCAUGGACUCCAGGAGUGCAAGUGUGGUCUCUGAGAACACAGCUUGCAGAACCAAGACGCCUAAGGAAGAACAUGUGGAAUUGCCCAACCUUAGUGCCACCGACGCCAGAGAAAUCCACAGCAGGAAGAGAAACGGUGCAUGCUCAGACCAGCAUGUCCUGCUCAGCAAAAGACUCAAGACCUGAGAGCUGAACGUUAGACAGUGGGUAAAUGUCCCCGGAUACAGCGAGCAAGUGACUGCAUCUCACCUCUUAGUCAUCCUUUGAAUUACAGCUUUCACCUGGCUAGCUUGUACAGUAAAGGAUAGAUUAAUAAUAUCGAUAAUCAAAGCGAUAAACUACAUCAACAUUAUUAAUGGAGCCUCUUGCCUGGUGAUUCAUUGCCUGCAAGUCUGAAGUUACUUAUUCUACUAAAACUGAGUUUUCUAUUGCAAGAUUAAGCUGGGCACCUUGCUUCUCAUGUUGUAAUGUUGGAAAUUAGAGAAGCAAGUGAAGUCUAUCCCUUCACUUCAAGGAGUUGGUAUGAUAAAGUAUUUUUAAUCAUGAGACAUACUCUAAAAUGGUUAAUAUAUAAACGUUAUAGGUUUUAAUAAAAAAUGAUAUAGAAAAAAAUGAAGACUGUAAAAUGCAGAGGGCAUUGUGGGUUACGGUGGUGAGAUCUAAAUCGCUCUGAAAGGAAAUCCCAGAGCAGAGAGAAAAAAACGGCAAAGAACUGUGGUUGAAGUGGUAGGAAGCCUGAUUGCUUGCUAUCCUGUGGGAACUGAAAGGGAACACGCGUACACAGGAACACUUGCAUGAAAGAUGGUUCUCGAGUGGCAGAAGCAGCCAAAGCCCAGCAUUCAGAGUUGGGAACUGUGGUUCUGGCUACUCGCAGGCCGUGCCACCUUGACCACAUUGCUUACCUAUCAAGUAAGAAUGGUCCCUUCUCUGACCAUCUCAUCUUCCCCAAGUUCAUUGACACCUGCAUCCCACAUAUCCUAAAUUACCUUCGUCCGACCUGAAUCUCUCCAUUGCCUUCCUACUAGUUAUUAACUCGCUGGUUUGUUUUUAUUCUGCAAAGAAGAGGCUAACUUUUCUAUGUCUGUUUACUGUUAACUGAGUGGGAUGUCUUGGGAGUAUGGGCCUGUUCUUUGGAUAAUGGUAUUUUAUAUAGGACUCCUUGUCUGUGGGUAGCACAUGUGGACAGCCUUGGAUUUUGGUGCUGGGAGUCUGUAUAAAAGCAAAAACAAGGCAACAU